Molecule: messenger RNA, 1017 nt
Organism: Archocentrus centrarchus (flier cichlid)
Lineage: Eukaryota; Metazoa; Chordata; Actinopteri; Cichliformes; Cichlidae
Product: olfactory receptor 8K3-like
Exons: 1
Coding region: 1-1017 (338 amino acids)
Biological process (GO): detection of chemical stimulus involved in sensory perception of smell; G protein-coupled receptor signaling pathway
Cellular component (GO): membrane
Molecular function (GO): olfactory receptor activity; G protein-coupled receptor activity; odorant binding
Source: RefSeq, a predicted model, not a curated record
AUGGACCAAAUGGAUGAUGAAUUGAAUCUGACAUUUAUAACUUUUGGUGGGCAUGUAGAAUUAGAAAAAUACAAAUUUUUGUAUUUUGCUGUCAUGUUUAUUGCUUAUAUUCUAAUACUCUGCAGUAAUUCAACCAUUUUUUGCCUCAUCUGGAUUAAAAAAAGUCUCCAUGAGCCAAUGUAUAUUUUCAUUGCAGGAUUAUUGUUCAACUCUGUUAUGUUCAGCACAAAUAUCUACCCCAAACUUUUGAUGGACUUUUUGUCUGAGAAGCAGAUCACAACUCAUUCAUUUUGCAGUUUUCAGGUAAUUAUUUUUUACUCUUUAACUGGUUCAGAGUUUUUCCUCUUGGCAGCCAUGUCCUAUGACAGGUAUGUGUCUAUAUGCAAACCCCUGCAAUAUCAUACUAUUAUGAGAAGAAAAAAUAUCAAAAUUUUGCUGGUUUUAGCUUGGCUUCUGCCUGCUUGUCAGCUUAUGCCAUCAGCUGUAUUCAGUAACACUUCAAAAAUAUGCAACUUUACUCUGAAUGGAAUUUUUUGUAAUAAUGCAAUCUCCAGGCUUUACUGUGCAAUCCCAAAAUCACCAUAUUUAAUAUAUGGUGUAUUUAUUCUAAUUAACACUGUAUUUCUUCCUUUGCUUUUCAUACUUUUUACAUACUCAAAGAUAUUUAUAAUAUGCUAUCAAAGCUGCAGAGAAGUCAGGAAAAAAGCUGCACAGACCUGUUUACCCCACCUGCUUGUUUUGAUCAGCUUCACAUGUUUGUGUUCAUAUGAUGUAAUUAUAGCUCGAUUGGAAAUCAAUUUACCCCAAACUGCACGUUUUAUAAUGACUUUACAAGUGAUUUUGUAUCAUCCUCUCUUUAAUCCAAUUGUAUAUGGACUGAAAAUGAAAGAAAUUUCUCAACACCUCAGGAGGUUGUUUUAUCAAGGCAAAUUUAUAUUGUGCAUCAGAACAGAUGUUGAAAGAGCCGUCAUUUCUGUUGUGAUACAAGUUAAAAGGCCGGACAUCCUUCCAGUGUAG